AUGCCAACUCCUGUACAUACUCCGGGUGGCUCGACUGACUCUACAUCAUCAGAGCUGUACUUUGAACUCCUCUGCGAGAAGAAGGCGACCGAGAAGAAGCUCCACGCGCUCCAAACCAAGUUUGUCAUCAACGCGGACGCGCUUGCGCGCGCAGAAGAGAAGAUCGAAGGACUCCAAAUGCAGACGGAAGAUGCAGCAACGUCGGUGCAGACUUCGUCUUCGGCGAACAAUCCGGACGCGGUCGCGCUACACGAGACAGUCGCUGCGAUGAAAGCCAAACUCAAGGAGAAGGAAAACGCAAUUCUUCGCCUCGAGCUCAACUUGGACGAGUCCCAGACGGCGCUCAAGCAGACGUCCGUCAUGCUCAAGGAGUACAACACGGCCAAGGAGGAAGAGAUCUUGGCGCUGAAAGCGCAAGUAUCUGCCAUGGAAAUCCAGAGCUCCCUACAAGGGUCACCAAAAGAGCCCACCGCCGACGACGCCCGUGUCGCGGAGCUUCAAGCGCACGUUGAUGACCUCGUCAAGCUGAAGGCGACUUUAGAAGAAGAACUUGGCUGCAUGGAUGAGACCAUGAGUACCGUCCAGGCCAGUCUCUUUGAGGAGCAACAACAAGUAGAGCUCUUAAAGGCGGAGCUCUCCCAGUUGAAAGCCAGCUCAUCGACUUGCGAGUGCCAGACCGAAAUUGCGUGCCUCCAAGAUCAGAUCCAAGUCCAGCUCGCCCAAGGAGUCGUGCUCCGUAAGGAGCACCGAGCCGUUGAGGAGGAGGCAGCUGCGCUCAAAGCUGAGAUGCUCGUGCUGAAAACGGAAGGCUUGAAUACCCACAAUGCCGACAUCCUCGCCGCCCGUGACGAAAACGCAGCAUUGGCGAGCCAGCUCGUAGAGUUGCGCUCCAGCAUACAAGCUUUGGAGUCCCAGAAGGCCGCUUGGGCGUCUGAGCGUCAAGCUCUCGUCGACGGCAGCAACCGUCACGCUGCCGAAUCCCAGGAGCGUGUGACGCGCCUCGAGGCUGAGCUCACGGACGCACGCCUUCAGCUCACGGCCCAUGACGGCGACAAGAUGCGCCUUCUGUCCAUGCUUGAGGACUGCCAAGCCAAGCUCGCUGAUGCGACAGCGCGCGUUGACGACAAAUCAGCUCUCGUUGAGCUGUACAAAGCCAAUAUGGACCAGCAAGGCUCCGUCGGCGCGGGCCUCGCGCAAGAAAUCGCUGUGAUCAAGGGCGAAAAGCGAGACCUCGAAGCCGACAACGAGAAACUACGAGCCCAAAUCGUCGCGCUCACGGAGGCGCAGUCGUUGCUCGAAACCGAGGCAGCGGCGAUCGACGCAUCACGCGAAGCCGAGCGUGGCGCGCUUCUCUUGCAUCUGCAGCAAGCAACUGAUGAAAGCGCGCAGCUGCAAGCAACGCUUGCGGUUACAACGGAAGAGCGUGACGAAGUCGAAGAGCGCGCCAAGGGGCUUACAGCCGACAUUGUCGAACUCCAAGACCGCGUCCAAGAUCUCGCUUCCGAAGUCCGUUGCCUCCAAGUGUGCUUGGAGACGACCGAAAAGGAGAAGAGCGAGCUCGAGGCGACGGUCAGCGCUCAAGAGCAGCAGAUUCUUGCACUCCAAGAGGACGAUUUCCAGCGACAGUGCCGGUACGACGACACGGUGAAGGACAAAGCAGCAUCGAUCGCGCUUCUGGAGCGCCAGGUCGACGAGCUCCGCGGCCAAGUUAGCAGCCUUCAAGCACAGAACAGUGACCUCCAGCUCCAAUGUGAAGCGUUCGAGACGCGUGCGUUCGUGUCCUCAAAGGAGCGCGAGGACCAAGCCGCCAAGUGGGUCGCCGACCAAACUGCGCUCCUAUCGGAGAAGGGGGACCUCGUUCUUGCCAACACGCGGCUUGCAAAAGACAACGCGGACCUCAAGGCCGGCGUCGACGCCAAGCUUCUAACGAUCGGCGACCUUGAAACGCACGUGGUGAAGCUCCAAGCGACGAUCGCACAGUGGCACGAGAAGGAUGCCGUGUGGGCCAACGAGAAGCUUCAGCUCGAAACUAGCAUCAGCGAGUGGUCCCAGACGUGCUGUCGACACGAAGAAGCGCUCGCAUCCGCCCGAGCUUCGCUGCUUGGUGCAGAGUCGGCCCUGGCAGAGCUCGACGCCGAACGCAGCGCGUGUGAUGAGGAAAACAAGAAGCUCAAGCACCGCCAUGACGUCAUGGAACGGGCGCUCGAGGAAGCCGAGGCCAAGAAGGUACAUUUGCAGCAACAAGUUCUCGCUGGUUUUGAGCGGCUCCGCGAAACGAAGCUCGAGAAGGGAUGCGCCGAGGCCAACGAAAUCGUCGCCACGCUUGACGAGCCCGUCCCCGAGACACCAAGUCCCGUGCACGUUGUGGCCCCCGUGCGACCUACGCGGCCAAUCGAUAUGUCGUGGAAGCAAACUGUCGCCGCGAGUGCGCCGUCGCUUUUUCAGUCGCGGCCGUCCAAGGCCAACAUCAAGGCCCAACGCCAACUCAACGAUGCCAACCUGCUCAAGCGCUUCCAGUCGACGCCAUUGCCGUGAGAUCCGACGUACCAAC
Messenger RNA from Saprolegnia parasitica CBS 223.65, 2551 nucleotides. RefSeq lists its product as hypothetical. The transcript has 3 exons. The record is from RefSeq and is a predicted model, not a curated record. Bases 1 to 2535 code for a protein of 844 amino acids. Lineage: Eukaryota; Oomycota; Saprolegniomycetes; Saprolegniales; Saprolegniaceae.